Phalacrocorax carbo (great cormorant) is the source of this 964-nucleotide messenger RNA. NCBI's taxonomy places the organism in Eukaryota, Metazoa, Chordata, Aves, Suliformes, Phalacrocoracidae. The record is from RefSeq and is a predicted model, not a curated record.
GCCCCCCCCCCUCCCCCCCGCCGUUGCCGCCGGUCGCGGCCCCGCCAUGCUGCGCCGGCCCCCCCCGCCGCCCCCAUGAGCCGCAGCAAAAACGGAUCCGCCGUCGCGAGCGCCCGCGGCGGUACCGGGGCGGGGGGAGGGGGCGGCCCCGGCCCUUCCCGAUUCCGCCUCGUCCGGUUCCCGGCGCCCGGCGGGGACCUGCGCCGCGGCCGGUGGCUCUGCCGGGACUUCUACGAGCGGGAUGCGGUUCCCCGCGGCUGGGGGAGGGUCCCGGCCUCCCUGGGCUCCCCGCCCGCGCCGCCCCUCCCCCCCAGCGCCGACGACACCGCCGCCCCUCCCCCCCCCCCACCAGCCCCGCUCGCUCGGGGCCUUCGUGCAGCUCGUGCAGCAGGCCCUGCCCCCCGGACCCCCCUCGCCCCGCCCCAGGGGCGGGACUGCCGGGCUUAGUGCUUGCCUGGGAUUGGCUGGAGAGGACAGCGAGGAGGAGGGGGCCGGCAGCGGCGUGACGGCCAUCGACAACAAGAUCGAGCAGGCCAUGGACCUGGUGAAGGGCCACGUGCUGCAGGCGGUGCGGGAGGAGGUGGAGCUGCUGCGGGAGCAGAUCCGGGAGCUGCGGGAGCGGCGGGCGGCGCUGGAGCGCGAGAACGGGGCGCUGCGGGCCCUCGCCACCCCCCAGCAGCUCGCCCGCCUGCGCCCCCCCCGCCCCCCCGGCCCCCCCACCUGACCCCAUCCCCCCCACGGACACACGGACGUCGUGCGAUGGGGCGCCCACGUAUGGGUCAGGGGUGGGGCUUCUCAGGGGGUGGGGGGGGGGCCCAGACGCCUGGGUCCCCCCUCGCCACAGCGCUGCUGCUUUAUUGGGGGGGGGUGGUGUUUGUGCCCCUCCCCCCCCGCCGUGCCCCUCCCCCCUUGCCUCAUGCGCUUUUUAAGCAUUUUUUAAAAUAAAACCGCAGUUUUUGCAGCA